CUGCACACACAGCAGUGGAGGACAGUGAGAGGAUCUUUACUGAGCUCAUCCGCUCCAUUGAGAGAAGCCGCUCUGAGCUGAGACAGCUGAUCAGAGAUCAGGAAAAGACUGCAGUGAGUCGAGCUGAAAGACAACUGGAGCGACUGGAGCAGGAGAUCAAUAAUCUGAGGAGGAGAGACGCUGAGCUGGAGCAGCUUUCACACACACAGGAUCACAUCCAGUUCCUGCAGAGUUUCCAGUCUCUCUCAGCACCUCCUGAAUCUACAGAUGUAAAUGAUGAUUCCUUUAGUUCUCUCUUUUUUGAUGGCCUGAGAGAACCUCUCCAUCAGCUGAUAGACAAACUAGAGGAUUUCUGCAAAAACAAGCUCAAGAAGAUCUCAGACAGAGUUGCUACUACAGGUUCCUCUGUGUACUACAAGCAGUCUUCAGCAUGUUAUACACAUUCUCUACAUGCUGCUACAAAAAUUACACCAACAAAGGGCCCUAUAAAGGGGAUAAAUCAUCUUUCUCCACAUCAGCAUAUGUAUGCAUGCCAACAAUCAACACACACCCCACCUCUCCAAUCACCAGCAGUCUUAUUUGGCACUCGAUUUGGCGCUCAGUUUACAAAGAAAGAGGGUCAGUGUGACUCCUGCCUAGCAUUAAAUGAAGCCUCAGCAACUAAAUGUGUUUCUUGCAAAGCUCCCUGCAGCACUGAAAAAAAUGAUGGUUUCACAUGGCCAGACAAUGGAGCUCCAGUCUUUGGAGGAGCAGCGACACAAAAUGAAGAAGAAAAAACAUGCAGUGAAUCAGAAGAGGAGGGCAGUGAUGAUGAGUUUCACUUUGAGCCGAUCGUCUCUCUGCCUGAGGUGGAGGUGAGGUCCGGUGAGGAGGACGAGGAGAUCCUGUUAAAAGAAAGAGCCAAACUAUACCGCUUUGACCGCGAGCUCAACCAGUGGAAGGAGCGUGGCGUGGGAGACAUCAAGAUCCUCUUCCACCCCGUGAAGAAGAGCUACCGCCUGCUGAUGAGAUGCAAGCAGGUGCUCAAAGUCUGCGCCAACCACAGCAUCAGCCCCAGCAUCAAGCUCAAGCCCAUGAACAUCUCGGCUAAUGCGCUGGGGUGGACAACCGAUUACUCAGAGGGGGACGGUAAAGUUGAGCAGCUGGCAGCCAAGUUCAAGACUCCAGAGCUGGCCAAAUCCUUCAGACAAGUGUUCUCCGACUGGCAGAGCUGCAUGUCUCAGACUGAUGCCACUCAGAUAUCUGCCGCCGAGGCGCUUUCACGAGACUCCAACCCUGUGGUGUUCCUCGACAUCACCAUAGAUGACGAGCUUGCUGGGAGAGUCGUCAUAGAGCUCUUCGCUCACAUCGUGCCCAGAACUGCAGAGAACUUCCGGGCUCUUUGUACGGGAGAGAAGGGCUUUGGUUACCGCCAGUCCACCUUCCACAGGAUCAUCCCAGACUUUAUGUGUCAGGGUGGUGAUAUCACCAACAAGGAUGGUACGGGAGGAAAAUCCAUCUACGGAGGGAAGUUUGAGGAUGAGAGCUUCGAGGUGAGGCAUACAGGGCCGGGGCUGCUGUCUAUGGUCAACCGCGGCAGAGACACCAACAGCUCACAGUUCUUCAUCACCCUCAAGAAAGCAGAGCACUUGGACUUCAAGCAUGUGGCCUUUGGAUUUGUCAAAGAUGGCAUGGAUGUGGUGAGGAGAAUCGGAGAGCUGGGCACUAAAGAUGGGAAACCCACAAAAACCAUCACCAUCUCAGACUGUAGACAGAUCCUUUGAGCUGUACUACAUAAACUACUGUUCAUCAUGUCUGAGAUUGUGUUACCCGAGCUCUUGUUAAAUCAGGGGUCCAUUCUUCAUACGUCACUUAAUACAUUUGA
Messenger RNA from Carassius carassius (crucian carp), 1864 nucleotides. Its product is annotated as E3 SUMO-protein ligase RanBP2-like. Lineage: Eukaryota; Metazoa; Chordata; Actinopteri; Cypriniformes; Cyprinidae. The transcript has 8 exons. Gene Ontology annotation, cellular component: intracellular membrane-bounded organelle. Gene Ontology annotation, molecular function: peptidyl-prolyl cis-trans isomerase activity. Gene Ontology annotation, biological process: intracellular transport; protein folding; protein peptidyl-prolyl isomerization. The coding region runs from base 522 to 1763 and encodes 413 amino acids. The record is from RefSeq and is a predicted model, not a curated record.